Molecule: messenger RNA, 1284 nt
Organism: Capsaspora owczarzaki ATCC 30864
Lineage: Eukaryota; Filasterea; Ministeriida; Capsasporidae
Exons: 3
Coding region: 110-1168 (352 amino acids)
Biological process (GO): negative regulation of MAPK cascade; protein dephosphorylation
Cellular component (GO): cytoplasm
Molecular function (GO): MAP kinase tyrosine/serine/threonine phosphatase activity; protein tyrosine/threonine phosphatase activity
Source: RefSeq, a predicted model, not a curated record
GUUUGGCGUUUUGGAACGGAGCACUGUUCCCAAUCGGACAUCCGCAGUCACAUUCACAUUCACAUUCACAGUCACAGUCACAGUCACUAUCAGUAUAUAUCACAGUAAAAUGCUCGCUGCCGACGUCGCCAGUUCGAGCGCCGAUGCUGGUGCUACUGCUGGACCUGGCGCUGGUGCUGGUGCUGCUGGAGGACCUCCGCCACCGCCGCCGCCAAUGAUGCUGCCAGUCAAGUCCGCCGUGACCGCCUUGUCAUCGUCAUUGUCAUUGUCAUCGUCAUCGUCAGCGAGCUCAAGCAAGAAGCCCGGACUGUCGUUGCGCGAUCUCAUUGGCGAGAAGCAGCCCGAGAUGGAGGCCGAGGCCGACCUGAGCGAGGAGCAGCUCAAGCACAGCCAGCUCGACCUGCCCCGCGUCCAGUGCCCGCGCUGCGAGAAGCUCGUCCUCGCCGUCAACAUUGCCGAGCACGCCAACUCGCACUCCUCGGAAGUCGUCCCAGGCCUCUUUCUCGGAGGGAUGCGAAAUGCGCACAACAAAAUCGAGCUGACCAAACGCACCAAUGUGCGGCACAUUGUGAACGUCGCCGAGGAGGUCGAGAACGUCUUUGAAGAUUGUGCGGUCGGAUGCGAGUGCUCGAAUGGCGUCGAGCACAAUCCGCCAAAAGUGCCGCAUGGGGCUCCAGCCGAGGCGCGCCUGUUCAUCUACCAUAGCUUGAAAAUCAAGGAUGCUCUCGGCGAGGAUGCGCUCGGGCUCUUUGAUUCCACCUUCCAGCUCAUCCAUGAUGCGAUCGAGCGCAAAGAGCCUGUUCUCGUUCACUGUGUGGCAGGCAUUUCGCGAUCGGCUUCUGUUUGUAUUGCGUACUUGAUGCGUUCGCGCAAGUGGUCGCUCAAGCUGGCCUUCCAGCACGUCCGAAGCGCUCGGUCCAUCAUCUCCCCGAUCAACUGGUUCAUCCUUCAGCUCCAAACAUACGAGCAACGCCUCGCACAGACCAUGGAGCUAGAAGGUUUCCACGGCCAACCUUCGCUCACUGUCGCGGACGUCUAUCCCGAGGGCACUCGCUUCAUUUCGACGCAUAUCGUUCCUCCCGCGCCAAUACCAUUCUCCAUCCCUGCAGCGGCCAAGCAGCCAGAGAUUGUGUUUGACUCAGAGGCGAAGCGCACCGACUCUUUUUGAUCGUGUUUGUUUGCGAGGCUGUUGUUGUUGUUUUCAGUUGUGUUGCGGUGCUGAUUUGCCUUCCAGACAAGGAAGCAACCAAAUACAUGCGAAUGUCGGGGCUCGUUCUCUUCCCA